Messenger RNA from Didymosphaeria variabile, 294 nucleotides. RefSeq lists its product as uncharacterized. NCBI's taxonomy places the organism in Eukaryota, Fungi, Ascomycota, Dothideomycetes, Pleosporales, Didymosphaeriaceae. Bases 1 to 294 code for a protein of 97 amino acids. The transcript has 2 exons. The record is from RefSeq and is a predicted model, not a curated record.
AUGGUACAUAGUGACAAGCAAGAUCCACCACUGACUGGGGCACCAAAGUCCACGGACCCAAACAACCAAGUGUUUGCCCUCAUCCGGAGUAUGGGAACUGCCGGUUCGCUCGAGGAGCUUGCCGCACGUCGCAAAAACAUCCACAUCGUCGUCACAGACAUCUCGGAUCCAACCAAGUUGGAUGAGGCCGCCGCCAAAGUGUCCAAAGUCACGGCUGGUUCGCUUGAUGUCUUGAUCCUCAACGCCGGCUCCGCAGGACCAGACACGGCUGUGCUACCGCCGUCUGCUUUGUGA